Messenger RNA from Naumovozyma dairenensis CBS 421, 1779 nucleotides. RefSeq names its product bifunctional phosphoribosylaminoimidazolecarboxamide formyltransferase/IMP cyclohydrolase ADE17 (gene ADE17). The transcript has a single exon. NCBI's taxonomy places the organism in Eukaryota, Fungi, Ascomycota, Saccharomycetes, Saccharomycetales, Saccharomycetaceae. Gene Ontology annotation, biological process: 'de novo' IMP biosynthetic process. Gene Ontology annotation, molecular function: IMP cyclohydrolase activity; phosphoribosylaminoimidazolecarboxamide formyltransferase activity. The record is from RefSeq and is a predicted model, not a curated record. Gene Ontology annotation, cellular component: cytosol. Bases 1 to 1779 code for a protein of 592 amino acids.
AUGGCAAAUAACACUAAAACAGCAAUCCUUUCAGUAUAUGACAAAACAGGGUUAUUAGAUCUUGCCCGUGGAUUGAUCGAAAAUAAUGUCAGAAUACUUUCCUCUGGUGGUACAGCACGUAUGAUCCGUGAUGCAGGUUUCCCAGUUGAAGACGUCUCAUCCAUCACUCAUGCUCCAGAAAUGUUAGGCGGUAGAGUAAAAACUUUACAUCCAGCUGUUCAUGGUGGUAUCCUUGCUAGAGAUAUCGCUAGUGAUGAAAAGGAUUUGAUAGAACAAAAUAUUGAAAAAAUUGAUUUUGUUGUUUGUAAUUUAUACCCAUUUAAAGAAACCGUCUCUAAGGUUGGUGUCACUGUCCCAGAAGCUGUCGAGGAGAUCGAUAUCGGUGGUGUCACUUUAUUAAGAGCUGCUGCUAAAAACCAUGCAAGAGUCACCAUCCUAUCCGAUCCAAACGAUUAUUCCAUUUUUUUAAACGAAUUAUCCGCCAAUAAAUGUAUAUCCCAAGAAUUAAGAAACAAGUUUGCUUUGAAAGCUUUCGAACAUACAGCUGAGUAUGAUUCUACAAUUUCGGAUUAUUUCAGAAAACAAUAUUCAGAAGGUAAACAACAAAUUACUCUACGUUACGGUGCUAAUCCACAUCAGAAACCUGCUCAAGCUUAUGUUACCAAAGAGGAGGAAUUACCAUUCAAAGUUCUUUCUGGUUCUCCAGGUUAUAUUAAUCUGUUAGAUGCCUUGAAUUCAUGGCCUUUAGUUAAAGAAUUAUCAGCAACUUUGAACUUACCUGCUGCUGCUUCAUUUAAGCAUGUUUCACCAGCUGGUGCCGCUGUUGGAUUACCAUUAUCAGAUGUCGAAAAGCAAAUUUAUUUCGUUAAUGAUAUCGAAAAUAUAUCUCCAUUGGCUAAUGCUUACGCUAGAGCUCGUGGUGCUGACAGAAUGUCUUCUUUUGGUGAUUGGAUCGCUUUAUCUAACAUUGUUGAUACUCCAACUGCCAAGAUAAUUUCAAGAGAAGUCUCUGAUGGUAUUAUUGCCCCAGGUUAUGAACCAGAAGCGUUAGAGAUCUUAAAGAAGAAGAAAGGUGGCAAAUAUUGUAUAUUACAAGUGGAUCCAAAUUUUAUUCCUGAUACAGUGGAAAAGAGACAAGUAUUUGGUGUCACUUUGGAACAAAAGAGAAACGAUGCUAUUAUCAAUACUUCUACAUUUAAUGAAAUUGUAUCUAAAAAUAAAGAUUUAACUGAACAAGCAAUUAUUGAUUUAACAGUUGCAACAAUUGCAUUAAAAUUUACACAAUCUAAUUCUGUUUGCUAUGCUAAGAAUGGUAUGAUUAUUGGGUUAGGCGCUGGUCAACAAUCAAGAAUACAUUGUACCAGGUUGGCAGGUGAAAAAGCUGAUAAUUGGUGGUUCAGACAACAUCCAAAAGUCCUUGAAUUCCAAUGGGCUAAAGGUGUUAAAAGACCUGAAAAAUCCAACGCCAUUGACCUAUUUGUAACGGGACAAAUUCCAACUGAAGAACCUGAAAAAUCCGAAUAUGAAUCUAAAUUUGCUGUUGUGCCUACUCCAUUGACUCCAGGGGAAAGAAAGGAAUGGCUAAAUAGAUUAGGAAAUGUCUCAUUAUCAUCUGAUGCGUUCUUCCCAUUCCCUGAUAAUGUUUAUAGAGCAGUUAGAUCGGGUGUUAAAUAUAUUGCGGCACCAUCUGGUUCAGUAAUGGAUAAAGUUGUCUUUGCUGCAGCUGAUUCAUUUGAUUUGGUGUAUAUCGAGAAUCCAAUUCGUUUGUUCCAUCAUUGA